Messenger RNA from Hypomesus transpacificus, 2317 nucleotides. It is a transcript of the gene pigv, whose product is annotated as phosphatidylinositol glycan anchor biosynthesis, class V. The coding region runs from base 211 to 1734 and encodes 507 amino acids. The transcript has 3 exons. Gene Ontology annotation, cellular component: endoplasmic reticulum membrane; mannosyltransferase complex. Gene Ontology annotation, biological process: GPI anchor biosynthetic process. The record is from RefSeq and is a predicted model, not a curated record. Lineage: Eukaryota; Metazoa; Chordata; Actinopteri; Osmeriformes; Osmeridae. Gene Ontology annotation, molecular function: alpha-1,6-mannosyltransferase activity; GPI mannosyltransferase activity.
GCGAAGUGUGCUAUUAACCGGUUCAUAAGGAAAGGAUUCAUCAUUUCAUUAGCUAAGAAACGAAUCUAUCAAAUGAAAUAACCGUUUUCCAUUGAGAAGUAGGAUACAGCGACCAUAAUAUAAAACGCAAGGAUGAUGAAUUUGUCCUACAGGCUUAGCUUGUUAUUAUGAUGGAUAGCUAGGGUAAAGAGAUGCAGUCUUAUCAUAACAAUGGAUGUAAGCACCGUCCUGCAGUUCGCCACCUUCUCUCGGGGCGUUUCGUUAUUGUUACAGGCUCUACUUAAUGCAGCGAUUCCAGAUCACGAUGCUGAUGCAUUCAGCCCUCCGCGGGCAGAGGAACCGCGCUUCCUGGACCCUGCAGUGGAAUGGUUAUUUGGCGGCCUCUCCCGCUGGGAUGCGGAACAUUACCUCUUCAUCGCUGAGAGGGGCUACCAGUACGAGCACAACUUUGCCUUCUUCCCCCUGCUCCCUGUGGUACUGCGGGGGCUGGCAGAAACACUGUGGCCGCUCAGCAGCUGGUUGACUAUGAGGGGGCGUCUGCUGCUGGCUGUGGCUCUAGGCAACAGCGCCCUCUUCCUGCUGAGCGCGGUAGCGCUGUACGCGCUCGGUCGAGUAGUCCUACAGGACAGACGUCUCGCCCUUGUGUCCAGUCUGCUUUACUGUCUGACGCCUGCUAACGUCUUUAUGAUGGCGGGAUAUUCCGAGAGCCUGUUUGCUGCUCUCACUUUCGGUGGCCUCUUUCUCCUGGAGAAAGGGUUCACCCUCAGAGCGUGUCUGGCCCUUGGAAUAGCCACAGCCUCACGCGCAAACGGUCUUGUGAACGUAGGAUUCCUGCUGUAUCUGCCUCUGCAACAGGCGCUGUCCCAAAUCCGCGCACAUCGUCAAACCGCGGCAGGAAACGGCCGAGUCUUCUACUACACUUGGGUUUCCGUCCGUCUGCUGUUCACAGCUGUGCUGGGCACGGGGCUCAUCGCUCUUCCUUUCUUUGCAUUCCAGUACUAUGGGUACAGGACGUUCUGCACCCCCUCCCUCUCCCCGCAACAGAUGCCCGCCGUUCUCCUGGCGCUGGCCGAGUCUAAAGGCUACAGGGUCCCCGACGAGAACGCUCCCCCGCCCCUGUGGUGCCUACGCCCUGUCCCCCUCCUCUACUCUCACAUCCAGGAUGUGUACUGGGAUGUGGGCUUUCUGCGCUACUUCCAGGUCAAGCAGAUCCCCAACUUCCUGCUGGCGUUACCCAUGGCGACCCUGGGCUCCGCGGCUGCCUACAUGUACUACCACGCUAACACGGACCUGUGUCUGAGACUGGGGCUGUGGUACGGGGGCAUGUAUCUACGAUCAGACAAACCCACACCUGGGUUCUACAACCCCAGAGUGUUUGUGUACAUAGUGCACGCCACUGUGCUUCUGGUGUUUGGAGCAUUCUGCAUGCAUGUUCAGGUGUUGACCCGGUUUUUGUCCUCAUCCUCUCCGGUACCGUUCUGGGUCAGCGCUCAGCUUCUCAUCCUCAACGAGCCUCUCCUCCGACGAAGCACAUCUUCCUCAUCCAAGAGGCAGCAACAGUACAGGGCAGCCAACUCCACUUCCUCCAGGAGUCUUGCGCCUCAUAACCCCAUCCUUGCACUAAUGCCUCACUGGAGAACAUGUUCCCCAACCACGCAAUGCAUCGUGGGAUACUACAUCUCCUACUGGUUGCUUGGCCUGGCACUGCACUGUAACUUCUUGCCGUGGACCUGAAUUACUGCACUGCACUGGACUCUGUGACCCUUCCUAUACAAGUUAGGGUCACAUUAUUUUCACGGUUAUGACGAGGGCAUGCUGUAGUUACCAUUAGAAUGUAUUUUGAAGAGGAAUGUCAUAUCAUUGUAUUUAUCCAUUAAGGAACCAUGGUGGUGGGUGUUAUUAGUAUAUGCAGGUGUCUUUACAAGAUACAUGUGUUAAAUAGACUUUUGGUUGUAUGUGAAGGCACAAAUAAUGUUCCACAGGGUUAAAUUGAUAUCCUGUUAUUGUAGCCAAUGCACUUUGUCAAUAAACACAUUUGAAUAAUUCCGUUCAUUUUGGGGUAGUUAACUGGUUGCUUUGACUUGUUGAAAUGUUCACUGAAACUAUUAUGUUAAAAAAUAGAUACCGUGUCUGUCUAAUGCACUGGAUGCUCCGUGCUCGAUGCUCACUCAAGUAGCUACAGUACAGUCAAAGGCAGGCCAGUUUUUAUAAAUACGUUCAGUUCCUGUUGCCAUAACAACGAAGGAUUUUCAUGAAGUUUGACGAAUUAUUUAGCUAGCAGCGUUGCUUAUAAGAUAGCCAGCAAACGUUCUCACAU